ACAACAACAGUUUGAUUUUGAAGGCGAGGCCAGUGUGAAGUCAGCGUGAGGAGCGUCUUGUCUUGUCGCCUCUCCUCUCCCUUUCUCGUCCCUCCCCUUUCUCCUCGCAGACACGUCGCCUCCGAGAUUCCUCGGCCCCGACGCAGCCCUCAGCCAAUUUCGCCCACCCGAAUCAGCAGCCCCGGCGGUGGUUCUCCUCGGUCGCCCUUCUCGGCAGCGGCAAGCGCGCGCUCAUCUGUUCAGGUCAGGGUCCCUUCUUGCCUGUUCCUCGAUUUUCAGAGAACGCUUGCCUGUUCCUCCCUGCUGUCUCGAGUGCCUGUCGAUCCGGGCCGGCAGCGUGCUUUGAUGCGGCAAGGACGAGGUCGCGGCGCCGGCGUGCUAUGGCCCCGCCCCUGCCCCCCUCCGUCUUCCUUUUUUUAAAAGGUUGAGCUGAUUUGCUACAUCAUGUAAUGUGUUGCUUCUCGGAGGCAAAGAAUCAGUUCUCAAAUUCAUGGAUAAAUGACAAUGAGUUGUAGGUCUUGCUUAAUUGUUGGACUUUAGCCAAGAAGGCUUGAUGGAACCUAGAAAAGAUGAUGUCCUCUCUAAAGCUCAAAGUACUGUACAUGGAUCCCCGAGCUCGAGCUCAGCAUCUACCAGCUCUCCAGUUCCAGAGUACCCUGCUACAAGCACCACUAAGCCCGUCCUUAAUUUUUCAAUUCAGACUGGGGAGGAGUUUGCUCUUGAAUUCAUGAGAGAUCGAGCUAUAUCCAAAAAGCAUCUGGUUCCCGUUAUGCCUCGUGAUCAAAAUGCUGCAUCUGUUGCCGAUCUUAAAAGUUCUAGAGGAAUCCUUGGUGCUCACCGUACGGGAGCAGAAAGUAGGUUUGAUGCAUCGAUUUUUUUGACAACAGAUAAUCAGCAACCAGAUGAGCUUGAAAGAAGAUCUUUUGCUGAAAAUGAAAACAGAAGCAGGCACAUAUCAACUAGGUCGGUUCCACGAGCUCCCUCCAGUGGUGGAAGUAGUCAUGGACUGGCCCAUGGCUAUGCUUCUUCUGGGGCCUCAGACACCUCAAGAAGGAUAAAAAUUCUCUGUAGCUUUGGGGGGAAAAUAUUACCCCGACCAAGUGAUGGAAAGCUUAGGUAUGCAGGUGGCGAGACACAUAUAAUCCGUAUCAGUAGGAAUAUUUCCUGGCAGGAGCUCAAACAGAAGACAACAGCCAUCUUUAAUCAACCUCAUAUUAUCAAGUAUCAGCUGCCAGGUGAAGAUCUUGAUGCACUGAUUUCAGUUUCAAAUGAUGAAGAUUUGAGAAACAUGAUGGAGGAAUGUGGCUUCCUUGAUAGUGGGGAGGGGUCCCAGAAGCUUAGGAUCUUCCUCGUUUCCUCGAUUGAUUUUGAUGACAUGAAUUUCAGCCUUGGCAGUAUGGAUAGUGAUUCUGGUAUCCAGUAUGUUGUUGCCAUCAAUGGUAUGGACGUGGGAGCUGCAAAGACUUCAAGUGGGCAUGGUUUAGUAAACACUUCCAUCAAUGAAUUUGGUCAGUUUAUUAAUUUCAAUGUUGAUAGUACUCCGGCAGAUCUAAGGAAAACUGGUUCUAAUUUGCAUAGUCUGAAUGAAUCAACUUCUGUCCCUCCUGCUAUUAUGUCAAGACCAGUACCGGUGGGUCUAUCCAGUGAUAAUACAGCAACUUUGCAUUCUUACCCUAACCAUGGGAUCCAGCAUGUGCAUGGUUCUGAUUUCUCUUAUCCAACUUCCAGUGAACAAUUUCAUGAUAGCGAGGGCCAGAUGUCUAUUCCUCUAUCAACACCUUCUGAUUUUAGAUAUACUUCCCAGUAUGCACCUUAUUCCGGAACUGCUUCACUCCAAUCUUUUGAGCAACAGUCAUAUCAGGAUGGCAUGGCAGUAGGAUCAGUGAAGAAGGAAAAACGGGAUUCUGUCAAAAUGCCGCUUCAAAACAAUGGACUGGAUUAUUUUCGGUCCCUUGAGAAUCUGAGUGCUCCUAUGCUGGAUCACGAGUCUUCUGCUCUGAAAUAUAUGCAUUCAGAAUUGCCUGCUACUUCUUCUGUUCAAGAAGGCCUAGCAUCUUCUGUCCAUCCAAGUUACAGUGUGAAGAGCCUAGAGACUUAUACCGCGUCAAAAACUAUGUCCCCUACUCAGGCUUCAGAGUGUAAUGAAGAUGAUCGGCAAUCCAGUGAAGCUUUUGCAUCUGGGUGUUCUGAAUUUCAAGUUGACAUGUCGGAUCACAGUAAUAAGAAUUCACCACCUCACCCUGGACGAGUUUUUCAUUCUGAGUGGAUUCCAAGGGAGCAGGCAGGGUUUCUGAACCGGUUAUCUAAAUCUGAUGAUCCACUUAAUUCUCAGAUUCUAAUUCUUCAAUCACAGUCUGGUGUGGCAAAUGAAUCAAUUGCAGAAGCUAUUGAUCCUGCAGUUGAGGGGACUGAAAAAUCAAAUUUAGCCACCUGGGCGUUAAAUUUGAAUGAUCCAAUUACUGAUGAUAGUCUCAUACAGUUUGGGAAGGAAUAUGUCAAUACUGUACAACAGACUUCUCCAUUUAAUGAACAACUGUUUGGUGAGACGAUGUCCUCAAAUGAUACGUGUAUGCAUGUAGCGGAAAAGAUUGUAGUCAAAGGUAAAGUUACGGAGGCAACUACUGAUGGCAUAGAAGCAACUAAUCUGCGGGGAGAUCAGGUUGCUAUGCCACAUAGUUGGGAUGCUCCCAAGCCUGCAUUCUCAACUGAUGUUGAAUCUGAUCCAGUUGUGUCAUGUUCCACUAGUACAGUAGAUGAUUCUCGUAAGGAACAUAUUAUCCCUAAAACACAUGAUAAAGAUGUUGCUGGUUGUACCGGACCUACUGGUGAGAGGAGCUCCCCUGAUAUUCUUUCUGACUUCUUUGCGAAAGCUAACACUGCAGCGCAAUCACCACAUCCUCUUAAUGAUCCUAUCCUUAGCUUGAACAUGCCUAACUAUGAACCCCAAAGGUGGUCAUUCUUCAGAAAUCUUGCACAAAAUGAGUUUCAACAUAAAGACAGGGACAAAGAUCUAGCAAAGAUUGAGGAGGGGUCUUACCCUUUUGCACAUUUAGAGCAUGACAUGGUUAAUGUGAAGAAUUUCCCCCCUCAGGAUGUUAUUCAUGUGGGAACACAUUCAGUGCCUUCCAGCACCAAUGUUGAUUCUACUAUUUUGCCGCCAACUUUUAUCCCAUCACAAACUGACAACCCACCGAUGAUGAAGACCGUUGAAGGGUUUCAGGUUGAUAAUCCUUUUACAAAUAUGCGUGAGAUGAUACCAUCUGUUCCUGAAUUUGAGGAGCCAAAGUUUGAAGAGAGCAGAGCUGUUGGACCUGUCAUGGAUGCUUCUUUUGUAGAUAACGAUUUUGAAUACUUGCAGAUCAUCAAGAAUGAAGACCUUGAAGAACUUAGGGAACUUGGUUCUGGCACAUUUGGGACUGUAUACCAUGGUAAAUGGAGAGGAAGUGAUGUGGCUAUUAAGAGAAUAAAGAAAAGCUGUUUUACAGGGCGAUCUUCAGAGCUGGAAAGAUUAGCAAACGAAUUCUGGCGCGAAGCUGAAAUUCUCUCAAAGCUUCACCAUCCAAAUGUUGUGGCUUUUUAUGGUGUUGUGAAAGAUGGGCCAGGUGGUACCUUGGCGACUGUAACUGAAUUUAUGGUGAAUGGUUCUCUUCGGCAUGUCUUGCAGCGCAACAACAGAAAUCUUGAUCGUCGUAAGCGGCUCAUCAUAGCAAUGGAUGCAGCAUUUGGGCUGGAGUAUUUGCACUCCAAAAAUAUUGUGCACUUUGAUUUGAAGUGUGAUAACUUGCUCGUGAAUCUUAAAGACCAAUCGCGUCCUAUUUGUAAAGUCGGUGACUUUGGCUUAUCGAAAAUAAAAAGAAAUACCCUGGUUUCAGGUGGUGUGAGAGGCACCCUUCCAUGGAUGGCCCCUGAAUUACUGAAUGGAGGCAGCAAUAAGGUGUCUGAGAAGGUUGAUGUAUUUUCCUUUGGCAUUGUCAUGUGGGAAAUCCUCACUGGAGAAGAACCUUACGCCAAUAUGCAUUAUGGUGCAAUUAUAGGAGGUAUCGUAAACAACACAUUGAGGCCGCAUGUGCCAGCCUCAUGUGACCCUGAGUGGAGGAGGCUAAUGGAGCAGUGUUGGGCCCCAGAUCCGGCUCAACGUCCAGCCUUCACAGAGAUUGCUGGGCGGCUCCGUUCCAUGUCGGUGGCGGCGAGUCAGGUCAAGGCAACCUCCAAAUAAAGGAUGCAGGUGGAGUACUUCUAUAUUCCAAUUGGUUGCUUUUCUUUUUUCUUGAAAUCAAUACAUACAUGUAAGUUAUAGAGGUGUAAAAUUAGUCAUUAGCGCUGUAUACCAUUUGUAUAUAUACCAUUUGUACCAUCUCAUGGGCUGAUCUGUCUCCAUUUUUCAUGCCAGAAUUUGUUUGGGGGUUGUAUAAUGGAUAUGUUAGAGAGAGAUAUUCUAAUUGCAAAAGGACUCCUGUUUCUUUAUCU
Messenger RNA from Brachypodium distachyon (stiff brome), 4467 nucleotides. RefSeq lists its product as uncharacterized. The coding region runs from base 554 to 4216 and encodes 1220 amino acids. Lineage: Eukaryota; Viridiplantae; Streptophyta; Magnoliopsida; Poales; Poaceae. Gene Ontology annotation, biological process: signal transduction; protein phosphorylation. Gene Ontology annotation, molecular function: ATP binding; protein binding; protein kinase activity. The transcript has 9 exons. Gene Ontology annotation, cellular component: cytoplasm. The record is from RefSeq and is a predicted model, not a curated record.